AUGGAACCACCAGCUGCUCGUGUAGCCACCCCGAUGAUGGCCGAUUGUAGCCACAUCGUCAACAUCAUCUGCGAGGAAACAGUACUGCAGUCCUUUGUCAGCCACCUCUCGGCCGCUUUACGCCGGGAAGGCAUCUCGGUGUUUGUGGAUGCGUGCCGAUUGCGAGAAAGCAGAUCCUUCUCCGUUGAACAGAAUCAGGCGGCGUUGACUGAUGGGGCUAGGGUUUUCGUGGUGGUUAUUUCCGACGAGAGGGAGUUAAACGAUCCUAAGUUCUCUGAGGUUAUCAAGGGUUGGAGCAUCAACAGCCACGUGGUGGUUCCAGUGUUAUACGGCCUCGAUCCAUUGAUCCAAGUUGACGGGUGGGCAAAUUUUUGGCUGGAGGUGGAAAACUUAACCAGCCACCAUUCAAGGAUCUCAAGCAAUAAGAUACUUACGGACUCCGAACUAGUGGAAGAGAUAGUCAGAGAUGUUUAUGGGAAGCUUUAUCCUACAGAACGAGUUGGAAUUUACAAGAGGCUACUAGAGAUAGAAGAGUUGCUUUACAAGCAACAUAGUAGGGACGUCCGAAGCAUAGGAAUUUGGGGUAUGCCUGGCAUAGGAAAGACCACGCUUGCUAAAGCAGUCUGUAAUCACAUGUCCAUUGAUUAUGAUGCUUCUUGCUUCAUUGAAAACUUUGACGAAGCGUUUCAUAAGGAGGGACUCCACGGGUUGUUCAAAGAAAGAAUUGGUAAACUUCUGAUGGAAGAGUUUGACAUAAAGAGUUUGUGUAUUAUGAGACCGAGCCUCCAUAGAGACAAACUAUACGAUAAAAGGAUUCUUCUUGUUCUAGAUGGUGUGUGCGAUUCUCUGGCUGCAGAGUCCUUCCUUAAAAGGCUUGAUUGGUUUGGUCCCGGAAGCCUUAUCAUCAUAACCUCCAUAGAUAAACAAGUGUUUGCGUUUUGUCAGAUCUAUCAUAUAUACAAGGUUCAAGGUUUAAAUGCGCACGAGGCUCUGCAGCUAUUCUCCCAAAGCGCAUUUGGAAUAAACGAGCCAGAGCAGAAUGACAUGGAACUGUCGAUGAAGGUGAUUGACUAUGUUAAUGGGAACCCGUUAGCUCUUAGCAUUUACGGCCGUGAGCUAAUGGGGAAGAAGUCAGAAAUGGAGACUGCAUUUUUUGAGCUAAAGCAAUGUCUUCCCCUAAAGAUUCAAGAUGUGCUUAAAAACGCUUAUAGUUCACUUAGCGACGAUGAGAAGAACAUUGUUUUAGACAUUGCUUUUUUCUUCAAGGGAGAAACGGUCAACUAUGUGGUGCAACUGCUUGAGGGAUGUCAUUACUUUCCACGCGUCGCAAUCGAUGUUCUUGUGGACAAGUGUGUGUUAACUAUUUCAGAAAGCACAGUGCAAAUGAAUAAUCUGAUCCAAGACUCAUGUCAAGAAAUCUUCAAUGGAGAAACUGAGAGCUGCACCAGAAUGUGGGAACCUUCCAGAAUCAGAUAUCUGCUAGAAUAUGAUGAACUUGAAUCAAGUGGUGAAGCCAAGGCAACGCCUAAAUAUUGUCUGGUCGCUGAACACAUCGUAAGCAUAAUCCUGGACACUUCAAACUUGAAAUUCGAUGUCAAGCACGAUGCAUUCAAGAAUAUGUUCAAUCUCAGAUUCCUGAAGAUAUACAGUUCAUGCUCUCAAUAUACUUCUGGACUCAAAUUUCCGAAGGGCCUUGAUUCUCUGCCAUGUGGGUUAAGGCUCCUCCACUGGGAGAACUACCCUUUGCAAUCUUUACCUCAAGAUUUUGACGUUAGGCACCUUGUUGACCUCAGUAUGCCUUACAGCCAGCUUCGUAAACUGGGGGCAAAAAUCAAGGACCUCAAGAUGCUAAAGAGGCUCAUUCUUUGUCACUCUUUGCAGCUAGUUGAAUGUGAUAUACUAAUAUAUGCUCAAAAUAUCGAGCUAAUUGAUCUUCAAGGUUGUACAGGAUUACAAAGAUUUCCAGACACAAGUCAAUUACAAAAUCUCCGGGUUGUAAAUCUCUCAGGUUGCACAGGGAUCCAAAGUUUUUCAGGGGUUCCACCAAAUAUAGAGGAAUUACACCUCCAAGGAACUCAUAUAAGGGAAAUACCAAUAUCCAAUGCGACCCUCUCCUCCAAGGUUAAGCUGGACAUGAAAAAGCUUUGGAAUCUUCUUGAAAAUUUCUCGGAUGCUGAACAUAUCGAUUUGGAGUGCGUAACAAAUCUAGCUAAAGUUACUUCAUAUAAUCAAGGUAUGAGCAAGCUUGUCUGCUUGAAUAUGAAAUACUGUUCCCAUUUGCGAAGCCUUCCUGACAUGGUCAGUUUAGAAUCUCUCGAAGUUCUUUAUCUAUCUGGCUGUUCAGAGCUUGAGGAAAUUAAGGGUUUCCCAAGAAACUUGAGAAAACUAUAUCUUGGUGGCACCGCGAUAGUAAAAUUGCCACAGCUUCCGCAAAGUCUAGAAUUCUUGAAUGCUCAUGGUUGUAAGCAUUUGAAGUCAAUUAAUUUGGAUUUUGAGCAGCUUCCUAAGCACUUAAUCUUCAGUAAUUGUUUCAAAUUUUCUUCACAAGUGAGCAUUGAACUCUUAGAGAAGGGUCUGACAGCAAGUUUAGCAAGAGCAAAACAAGAGGAACUCAUCAAAGCUCAUGAAGUCAUCAUAUGUAUUCCUAUAGACGCACGUCAGAGAUCCUCCUUUUGCUUGCAAGCAGGUUCAAAUGCAAUGAAAGACUUAAGUCCGUGGAUGCAAAAACCUAUCUCUGGCUUUGCUAUGUCAGUUGUAGUAUCAUUUCAAGAUGAUUACCACAAUGACGUAGGUCUUCAGAUUAGAUGUGUAGGUACAUGGAAGACCAAGAACAGCCGGCCUGAUAGAAUAAUACAUAGAUAUUUUCAAUGUUGGGCUCCUACCGAAGCUCCAAAAGUUGAAGAGGAUCACAUAUUUGUCUUCUAUGAUCCUAUAAUGCAUCCUAGUGGUAGUGUAGAAAACCACAUCAUUAAGUGGGCUCAUGAAGUCAAAUUUGAAUUCGAAACAGUGAAUGGUGAAAACAAUCCUCUAGGUGCUAGUUGCAAGGUGACUGAAUGUGGUGUCGAGGUAAUUACGGCUCCAUCAGGUGAUACUAUAAACAUUAUUGAGGAGGAUACUCCGCCUAGAAAGCCAGAGGAAACUAUAAACACUAUUGAGGAAGAGGAGGAGGAUAAUCUGCCCAGAAAACCAGAGGAAACUAUAAACAUUAUUGAGGAGGACACUUUGCCCAUAAAGCUAGAGGAAACGGAUCGUUUGCUUUCAUUUAGCGAACCACAAAAGCUUUCUAGUAUGCAUAGUAAGGUAAGAUCUAAGAGAAUUGUGUUUUGGAAGUGGAUAGGUUGUUUUCCCCUGUCGUCCAAAAUCUUUAAAUCCAGAAGAAGGCGCACCAGAACGCUAGAAAAAACAUUAAUAGAGUCAAAGGAGACAGAAAAGGCAAUAAUAGAGUCAAAGGAGAUAGAAGAAAGAAAUUAUGAGGUAGAAACGGAAUUAAUAGAGUCAAAGGAGACAGAAAACACAUUAAUAGAGUCAAAGGAGAUAGAAGAAAGAAAGUAUGCGUUAGAAGAAGCCUUAAGAAAGUCAAAGGAGAUAGAAAAAACACAGCAGGCGGACGAAUGGGGAGAACUAAAGUAUUUCAAAGAUCACGUGGAAGAAGAAAUAGUGUUAAAGGAGAAAGGUAAAAGAAAGCAAAUGGACGAUGAUCAAACCGACGAAAAGGAACAGAUAGCGCAUUCCAAAGAUUAUGUGGAAGGAGAGGUGGAUCCUCCUCUUAGCAUAUGCAAUGGUUGCAACUCUGAAAUUGAAGAUGGAAUAUCUGUCAAUGCCUUUGGUGUUGUUUGGCAUCCUCAAUGUUUCUAUUGCCGUCAUUGCUACAAACCAAUUGCUAGGCACGAGGUUCCUGACUUAAGAGGAAUGUAUCACAAACAGUGCUACGAGGAGCAGCGUCAUCCUAACUGCUAUGUCUGCAAAGAAAAGAUUCCUCAAACUGGGGAAGGUAUAACAUACGUUGAGCAUCCGUUCUGGAGGGAGAAAUACUGCCCUUCCCAUGAUAUUGAUAAAACUUCCAAAUGUUCCAGCUGUGAAAGAUUAAAGCAUUGUGGAACACAGUAUGUAAUGCUUGCAGAUGGUCGAUGGGUAUGUCAAGAAUGCGUGGCAUGCGCGGUUAUGGAUUCAUCUGCAUGCCAACCUUUGCAUGUUGAAAUCCGUGAAUUCUUUGAGAGUUUAAACAUGAAGGUUGAGAAAGAAUUUCCUGUUUUUUUGGUGGAGAGAAAUGCUCUGAAUAGAGCUGAGGAGGAAGAGAAGAUUGACAAUCAAUAUCAGGUGGUAGUCAGAGGUAUUUGCCUAUCUGAAGAGCAGAUUGUCACAGCAGUCUCAAAUUGGAAAAGGAUAAGCCCGAGGGAUAAGCAGCUGAUUAGAGAGUCUCACAUGGUUGUUGGCCCGUGCGAGGUCACUGCAAUUCUCAUCUUAUAUGGGCUUCCUUGGCCACUCACAGGAUAUAUCUUGGCUCAUGAGAUGAUGCAUGCUUAUCUUAGACUCAAUGGUUUCAAGAAUAUUAACACGGUUCUUGAGGAAGGAUUAUGCCAAGUGUUAGGCCACAUGUGGUUGGAUUCUCAGACAUACGCCAUUCCCGACACUCCAACAACAUCUUCUUCUUUUUCUUCUUUCUUCACUACUCCAUCUACAACCAUAUCAAAGAAAGGUGACCCAUCUGAUUUUGAGAAGAAGCUCGUGAAUUUUUGCCAGCAUCAGAUAGAAACAGAUGAAUCACCAGUUUACGGUGACGGGUUCAAGAAAGUUAGCAAAAUGAUGGCCUCAAAUCAUUACAACAUUAAAGAUACCUUGAAAGAGAUCCUGAGCAUUUCCGAGACUAGGCAAUAUUGAAAGUCAUAAUCACUAACCCUAUUUCCAAGACGUUGCUCUUGUUCUCAUGUUAUAACAGUUUCUCCUUCGAUAAUUCGAUUUUCUGGCGAUGAUGGAAACUUUAGACAACAUUGCGUGUGAGACAAAUGUAAAAUUUCUCUGGAUUGAAUUGUUGCUUUGAUGAAACUAAAGGAGUCUACAGCGUGUUAAACAAAUGUAAUAUUUGACCUUUUCAAGCGCAUUGAGUCUACAAGACUGAUUCUACU
This is a messenger RNA of Camelina sativa (false flax), 5123 nucleotides long. RefSeq names its product DA1-related protein 4 (gene DAR4). Gene Ontology annotation, molecular function: ADP binding; ubiquitin binding. Gene Ontology annotation, biological process: signal transduction. The record is from RefSeq and is a predicted model, not a curated record. Lineage: Eukaryota; Viridiplantae; Streptophyta; Magnoliopsida; Brassicales; Brassicaceae.